Molecule: messenger RNA, 621 nt
Organism: Thlaspi arvense
Lineage: Eukaryota; Viridiplantae; Streptophyta; Magnoliopsida; Brassicales; Brassicaceae
Source: the annotation of a GenBank genome assembly
UAUCUUCAGGUUUAUCCCAAAGGAAACGAGUUUGAAGAUCACUUGGCACUGUACCUCUGCGUUGCGAAUCCUGAAUCAUUGAGAGUUGGAUGGAAAAGACGAGCUAGUUUUUCCUUCGUUCUGUUGAAUCAAUCAGGCAAAGAGCUCUACAAAACAAAAGAAUUAUGGUGCAAAUUGUUCUGCGACCAGGCCCCAGGAUGGGUGCGUGAGCUUUUCAGGAAGCAUCCGGACAUAACAGCAAAUUUCAAACCAAAGAUUCAACAGGUGAGGACAUCAUACAUGAAUGUCUUACCUGGUCUCAUCGAGGCAUUGAACAAACCUCCACAUAGCUUAUCUGAGACUGAGCUAAGCAAUGCUAGCAGUGAGUUGAUCAAGCUAACAGAAGCAGGCUUCAAGCUAGACUGGUUGAAGACAAAGCUUGAUGGGGUUUCCUUGGAGAGGAAGAAAGCAAGUGCUGAUGAUAGUAUUAGAGUCCGAGAACUCGAGGAACAAAUCAAGAAUCUCAAAGCUGAACUGAACAAGGAGAAGGAAAAAUCCGCUACUUCUGCUGCGAAAGUGAUGUCCUUAGAGAAGACCGUGUCGGAUAUCAUAGAGCAGAACAAGAAGCGUAAAAUGAGCCCU